UACAACACGUGUCGUGUGUUUACGUCGUAUGUCGUUAGAUAGCCUUGGCCGAUGUGCAGCCGUUGUACUAACAGAGUCGGCCGUUAUACGCAACUGGCUGGUGCCUGCGGUGCUCACAAAGUAUGCUAUUAAGAUGCUUUUUAUUUUAUGAUGUGUUUAUGGAAAUAUUAUCCGUUUUAUUCGCCGACAUGUGUUAAGGGAAUAUUUUCUGGUUCUACAGUAUGUAUCGUGCAAACGGAAUGUUAUGAAAGUGGAGGCAUGUGCAUCCUCUCCAGAUGCUGGCGUUGCGGCAGGCGGUACUCUGCAGGGGUCGGACGAUGGCCACUCUGACCCCCAGCGCGGCAGCGGUGGCAACGUCGGCGCUCCGUGCAGCCCACCCCGUCAGACUGCAGUCCACAGCCGCGGCAGCGGGCCCGGCCAGUAACCUGCUACUACGUCAGCUGUUCGAUGCCGACACCUUCACGUACACGUACCUGGUGGCGGACCGGCGCAGCGGCGAGGCGGCGCUCAUCGACCCCGUCAUCGACCAGGUGGACCGCGACCUGACCCUGCUGCGCGACCUGCGACUGAAGCUGAAGUAUGCCGUGAACACUCACAUGCACGCGGACCACGUGACCGGCUCGGGCCUGAUCAAGGCGGCGCUGCCGGACUGCCAGAGCGUCAUCUCGGCCGCCUCGGGUGCGCAGGCGGACGUGCUGCUGGCACCCGGCGACCGGCUGCGCGUGGGGGAGCUGGAGCUGGAGACGCGCGCCACGCCUGGUCACACCAACGGCUGCGUCACGUACGUGCUGCACGCGGCCGGCCUGGCGUUCACCGGCGACGCCGUGCUGAUCCGUGGCUGCGGACGCACAGACUUCCAGGAGGGCGACAGCGCCACGCUGUACGACUCGGUGCACAGCCAGGUGUUCAGCCUGCCUGAGCACUUCACCGUCUUGCCGGCGCACGACUAUCACGGCCUCACAAGCUCGUCCAUUGCUGAAGAGAAGCACUUGAACCCAAGACUGUCCCUGCCCAAGGCGGAGUUCGUUAAGUUUAUGGAGGGCCUCAAGCUUGACUACCCGAAGCGCAUCGACGAGGCGCUGCCGGCCAACCGCGCCUGCGGCCUGCAGGAGCUCUCUGAGGCACAUCGCGCCCUCUUCGAUCGGCUGAGCACGGCCUGAACGUCUGACGCCCGGCGUGCGGGCCCGGGGCUGCCGAAGGCGGACCGCCCGGACCCCGACCGAGUGAGGACGGGCUGGCCGGAGCGGACGGAGGCUGAGCUCAGCCCGAGCUGGCCGGAUCGGGCGGAGGCUGAACUCAGCCUGAGCGUCCACUGCCGCCCCAGCACGCCGUCGGGCCCCGUCUGGCAGGCUGAGACCGGCGGGCCGGUGCUAUUGGGUGGACCGAGCGCCCGCGGGCCCGGUCUGCGGGGUCUGAGCGUGGCCGGGCGGCCGGAGUACUGACCCUGACCUGAUCGCCGGCGGCCCGGGCGUGCGUCGCAGCUCGAGCUGA
This is a messenger RNA of Pollicipes pollicipes, 1491 nucleotides long. Its product is annotated as persulfide dioxygenase ETHE1, mitochondrial. The transcript has 7 exons. NCBI's taxonomy places the organism in Eukaryota, Metazoa, Arthropoda, Thecostraca, Pollicipedomorpha, Pollicipedidae. Gene Ontology annotation, cellular component: mitochondrion. The coding region runs from base 276 to 1160 and encodes 294 amino acids. Gene Ontology annotation, molecular function: sulfur dioxygenase activity. Gene Ontology annotation, biological process: hydrogen sulfide metabolic process; glutathione metabolic process. The record is from RefSeq and is a predicted model, not a curated record.